CAUGGCAGCUGCAUAAAUGAUGGGAGCGAUGCUUCAGUCCCAGUGAUGACGAUAAUCAGCUAGACUGAGUGGUACGUAAGAACUCCGCGUGGGUGCAGCACCGGUGGUGGGAGUGUCCGCGAGGAGCCGCUCCACACACAGCUCACGCGCUCAGUUGGGUUCAUAAACUCACCAGGUCGUGAGCGCGAGAGCAGAACGCAGAGUGAACCGUGCGCGAGGAGGAAACGAGUGCGGAGUUUAAUUAGCGUAGUAGCUUUGUUGUUGUUUUGAAAACAAACUCGCGGGAGUAAUGUGUAUUUCUCGGGCCGGUUUGGUGCUGCUCUGCGCGGUGUUAGUGGUGGCACUUGCGCGCAGGAGUUCACCGGAACCGGAGGAUGUUCAGGACAAAAUCAACAGCGCCAGAUGCUCAUCCAGGUGCCUCAGUCUGCACAUGACCCAGCUAACAGCCGCCUUCAGACACAUCCAGAGUGACCAAGUGUUGGUUUGGUGUGAGAACCACAGACGCUGCACUCAGUGCCUUCAGCCAUGCAAAGAACUGUGGGAAACCAGGAAGGUGCUCUCUCUUAAGUCCUGUGAGAAACAGACCGAGUGUGUGACGAGCAGGGAGUUUCUGGCCUCUCUGAGGUCCUCACGUCAGGGGGACUGCCCCGCGCCACAGCGCGCCACGGGAUUCGCUGCUGCCUGUGUGGAGAGCUGCUCGUUAGACCGGGACUGUCCGUCCUCGAGAAAGUGCUGCUUUAACGGCUGCGGACACACGUGUCAAGCACCAGCCAAUUUAUAUAAAGGUGUUCCUCUGAAGCCUCGCAGAGAGAUAAACUUCACUGAGGAUUUAGAAGGUCGUGUGAAGGUGGCGUGGGUGUCAAAGUUCAACGUCAGCAUGGAACCUGUCAUUUACAUGCUUCAGUCUCGCUGGAACAUCGGUAUUCACCCCAGUGAGGACCAAGCCUCUCCAUGGGCUACCAUUGCUAUGAUGCUCUCAGAGCACGUGGUUCUUUCAGAUCUGAGACCCCAGCGCUGGUAUCAGUUCAGGGUAGCAGCCAUCAACAGCCACGGCAGCAGAGGCUUCACCACACCCAGUAAACACUACAUUUCCAGUAAAGACCCAUCACCUCCAGAACCUCCAACAAAUAUCAGAGUGAGCAAUCAGACUCUGGAUUGGACGGCGUCUAAAUUAUCUCCUGAGUUCACAGAAAGGUUAACAGGAAGUGGGGCCACAGUGGCCAUCUUAUUACGCUGGGACCCCCCCAGAGAGGGAGACUUGCCUGUCCACAACUACAGAAUCACCUGGAUGUCUCGACAUAAACUCCCUCAUCAAAAGCGUUCACAUGCAGUGCACAAAUACACACAGGAGCUGAGCAAAAGUGAGACCAACAGCGUGCUGACUCGAGGGGCACAGAGUGAGCUGUGGUUGGAGGGCCUGCUGCCUGCUACUUCCUACAUCCUGUCCAUCCAGACGGUGGCCUACUGGGGUCAAAAGAGACUGAAGAGUCACAGAUCACAACUUGUUUUCACUACGAUCGCUCAUGCAGACGAGGACUUCUCCAAUGAGCUUCCCUCUUCCUCAUCUUCAUCGUCACUCCCCUCUUCACCUUCCUCUCCGACUCACCCUGAUUCUCCCCUGAAUCCCAUCACCUCUGCAACCCUGCUGCUCGAGGUCGCUGCCCCUCAUUACCAUGACAACCAGCUGCAGGUGAAGGUGUUCUGGAAGUGGCCUUAUCGUGCCAGACAGAAAAACAGAGGUUCAUACAUACUGCAGUGGCAUCCUCAUACCUGCAGCACAAAUCUUACAAACACAGAGGGAACAACAGUGGUGCAGAGCACUCAUCACAUCAUCAAAGGCCUGCAGUUUGCCUGUAAGUACAGGGUCACAGUGGCAACUAAGGCUGAUCCCAGGUCAGAGGCUGUUGCCUGGGUUACCACCCCAGCUUGCUCCUCCAUCAGGGUCAGAGGAGUCAAAGCUUUGGCCUGCAAAACUGAAAGUACAGAGCGACCCCUGUCCAGUGGGAAGGUGAUACUGCGCCCAGAACGACUGACUGCUGACUUUCAACUAGUCAAUGACACCCUGGUCACUAUGUUUCGCUGGAAGAUGACCCAUCAUGCGCUGGACUCAGCUGCUGUUGAAGGCUUUCAGUUCACUUGGACCCUGCAGUCCGAACUCAGCAGAGCGAGAGAUGAUGCACGAAUCUCUCAGACGCAGACAGUCUCACCAUCUGAGCGCUCUGUGACAGUCAGUGGUCUUCAGGCAGACAGCACAUACCAACUGCAGCUUCAGGUUCUGACUACAGGAGGCAGGAGCGGGGCUGCGGUCUCAAAAACAAUCCACACUCCAGCAAUCAACAGCACCCUUUGACAGGCCACAAGUUGAAAACUGCACCUGUCUGCUGCACCUCAGCCAUCUUUACCAACGACCACUUUUUUACUGUCUUCUACUGUGCACCAGGACUUCGGCUGCAGACAGCUUGUGCAGAAAUGUAAAAUACAAAAACUUACUACAUUUAAAUUUAAUUGUUAAUAACCUUUGAACUCUUCUACUAUCAUGAAACAUCAUUAAUGUUGUGAGGCUGUACACCAUAAAUCUAGUGACCUGAAACAAAUACAUGAACCUGUACAUUAUGACAGUUUUUAACGUCUCCAUAAGCUCCUACAACUGAUCUUUGCAGUGAAAAUGAUUUCAUUUCAUUUUCAUUUAAAUAAAAUGUUUCUAAUGUGCCUUUGUGAAAACCCUUAGUGAUCUCAGACUGUGCCGGUAAUGCAGAAUUGUAAGUGAAAUGUGUGUGGGUGCAUCUGUUUGGUGUUUUUUUAAAUUAACUUCUUAACUACUUAACAUCAUUAUAGCCAAGGACACAUUUUCACUUUGUCUUUGAUCGUGCUAGUAAAGAAUAAUAGAGCACUGAUUUUAUGUGAAACUGGUCACUGUUUUUCCCCUUCAGAGAUAUUUUCUGCAUAACCCAGAUUUGCAAAAAUCAAAUGUAACUAAGCUCAGAUGUUUUGAAAUGUAUUCCACUUUUUUAGCCUGAAUCUGAUUGAGGAAGCCUAUGCUUCAGGUUUGCUGGUGCUUUCAAGCUUGUAAUUACAAAGGUAACAUUCCCUCUUAUGAAGCUGUGCUAAAUCCCUUACUUUUUCAUUAACAGUUUUAUUUAUUGUUUUCUUGUCUUACUUUCUUUUUGUAAUUAAAACUUAUUAAGAUACAGUGUCUGUGUUAUUAUUGUGGGGACUACUUCUUUAUUUUACAAUGACACAGAGAAUAAAGGCAUUUGAAACUAA
Messenger RNA from Nothobranchius furzeri (turquoise killifish), 3264 nucleotides. It is a transcript of the gene anos1b, whose product is annotated as anosmin 1b. The record is from RefSeq and is a predicted model, not a curated record. Gene Ontology annotation, cellular component: cell surface; extracellular region. Lineage: Eukaryota; Metazoa; Chordata; Actinopteri; Cyprinodontiformes; Nothobranchiidae. Gene Ontology annotation, molecular function: peptidase inhibitor activity; protein binding. Gene Ontology annotation, biological process: neuron differentiation.